CACCGACGCUAGUAGAUACCACCUAGCACCAUGAUAAUUGGAGGGGCGGUGGGUUGUAUUGGCAGUUUAAUUGCCCCAAUACCCCGUCUCUAUUAUUACAUCCGAGGAGAUAUUCACAAUGGCGGAGGGAAACAAUCCGGACUUGGUUUACAACUUGCAGCUCGCAGCAUAGUGGCUACGCAGUCCGAGCUUCAUAUACGACAUUAUGGAGGGGGGAGCAAAGUCCCGUUGACAUAUCAUGAUGCCACAACACUGCAACAUUCUGGAGACGUGAUGCAGCACCGAGAUCGAUGGAGCUACAGAAACCAUCGGGGAGGAAGCCCCAUCAAGUGGCUAUAUGGGCUAGACUUUCGGAUCUAGCGAUCGAUUAUCGCUGGCACAGUUGUCCGACAUCGAACUCCCGAAGGCAACUCACUCUUGCACAGCUAGUCCUAGGAAGCAUGAGUUACGGGAGAGAGAUUGACUGGCGACACCUGGGACACGCAGCUCGCUCCGCUCACUAUCCAAUAUUCUCUCGUGUGGUCAGCGACAAGGACUCUCAACCUGAGAGCUAUCGCAACUUCGUCAAGAAGCUGAGUGUGUUAUGGCAUAGCAUCCUAGCUGAGUAUACUGACCAAAAGCUCACGGUAGAUACUAAUUAUGGGGGAGAGAACUUUCGUGUGCUGUGCAGCCAGCGGCCGUCGCUUGCGGAGUCUUAUCACGGGCAUACAGCCCAGUAUCUCCAGAUCCAGGAAGAAGACAUCAAGGAAAGUAAAUAGGCACACUUCCACGAUCUCAACGAGACGGUACUUGAAGAUUUCAGAACAGCGAGUAAAUAAAAGGCCAAUUAACCC
Molecule: messenger RNA, 833 nt
Organism: Sodiomyces alkalinus F11
Lineage: Eukaryota; Fungi; Ascomycota; Sordariomycetes; Glomerellales; Plectosphaerellaceae
Exons: 1
Coding region: 291-758 (155 amino acids)
Source: RefSeq, a predicted model, not a curated record